AUGGAAGCCGCAAUUAAAAAACAACGGGCGACCGCGGGCUACAUUGAGCGCUUCUGGGACAACUUGAUCAAAGCCGGAAGGGACAAAAUGACUCGUGCGUACAUGACUGCUCGCCUUGAGCUCCUGGAGUCUUAUUGGGCAAAAUUCUUUGAUGCACAUGAUUCCCUGGUAAUAUGCGACAAAAUAGAUCAAACGGAUUAUAUGAAGGAGGACGUCUAUGGACUAAUUGAAGAGCACUAUCUUUCAACGAAGUCCCGCAUCAUAGCUCACCUUCAGACUACUAAGUCUAUGGAGACGACGUCGACAAAUGCGGAUGCCGGUUCCGUCCUUCGCCAGAUCCAGUUACCGAAAAUCAAUUUGCCUACGUUCGACGGAGACCCACUGGCCUGGGAGGGGUUUCGGGAUCUCUUCAAGUCUCUAGUGCAUGAAGUGGACGGCCUCGCACCAAUUCAGAAGUUGCAAUAUCUUAAGGCUAGUCUUGCCGGAGAGGCCGCCGCAGUAGUUUCAAGCAUUGAAAUGUCAGCUGAAGGCUAUGCCCUGGCGUGGGACGAACUGGUCUCGCGUUUUGAUAAUCGAAGAGUGCUCUUAACGACUCACAUGCGAGAACUCCUGCUUAGCGCGCCAAUUGUCAAACAGUCCUCCCAAGAGAUCAAUAGAUUGAUCAGUACGGCGAACCAGUCAUCACGCUCUUUCCGGGCCCUGGGAAGACCGGUGGAACAUUGGGAUGACUGGUUUGUUCACAUUAUAGUUGACAAAUUAGAUUCAUCAACGCGCCUCCUGUGGGAGUCGUCACAGGAGUCGAGUUCGAACUUUCCAUCCUUCACCGAGCUGAAAACCUUUCUCCUUACCCGAGCUCGCGCCCUGGAAGCGGCUCACCCGCGUUCAACAGCGAUAACAAGCGAAACAAAGGGAGGCAAACGCAACGGACGAAAAACCGAUGUAUCGUCACAUUCCUCCAGCACUAGAGAGGGAUCUCAGUGUCCACUCUGCAAGGCACGCCAUCCGCUCCGAUCGUGUGACAAGUUUAAAACCUUCUCCGUAGAACAACGUCGAGACCAAGCGAGAAGGAGUAAAGCCUGCUUUAACUGCCUAGGCCACAACCACGCAGCAGCGGCCUGUCCGUCUAUCAACCGAUGCCGGCACUGCCGGGAGAAGCAUCACUCACUCCUGCACAUCGGGGUAAUACAGUCAGCCGCUCCAACGAUACCUCAAGACUCAAAUGCGGCCAUCACCUCAUUAGAAAAGUCCGUACAUCAAGCUGAUGCAACGGCAGUAGCCGCCUUGGCAAGCACUACGAAUAACACGGUUCUUCUUGCGACCGCCAUGAUAAAACUGAUCUCGCAUUCGGGUCGUACGGUUAAGGUGCGAGCAUUGUUAGAUUCCGGGUCUGAAGCCUCGUUUGUAUCAGAACGCGUCGCCCAACAGCUCCAACUACGCCGCCGGAGAGUGAACGUGACGGUCUCCGGCCUGCAGGGGGUAACAACAGGGAGAGUGACUCAUGCAGUAUCUCUCAUGAUCGGAAGCGAACUGUCCUCGACCCUACGGAUCGCUAUACCUACUGCUUUAGUCAUGUCCAAACUUACUCCAUUUACUCCUGGCAAACAGGUUCACAAAGGGCACUGGCCUCACCUACGUGGCAUCCAGCUGGCAGACCCAAACUACGACAAACCAGCCUCGGUAGACGCGGUGCUCGGAGCCGACGUUUACGGAAUGCUAAUCGAGAGUGGAGUUAAACACGGACAACCCGGAGAGCCGUAUGCUCACUCUACCGUCUUUGGCUGGGUAUUGAUGAGCGCAAUUGGACAUACGAACUAUCCGCCCGGAAUUGACAUCGCAAGUCACCAUGUAACCAUUGAACAGGAUCUGCGACAACAACUACAGCGGUUUUGGGAGCUAGAAGAGGUGUCUGGGGAGUGCCCACUCACCCCGGACGAAGCUUAUUGUGAGAGGCUGUUCGCAACGACCCACACUCGUGACUCAGAUGGACGUUAUGUCGUUCGCCUACCCCGUAAGCAAGAGCCCUCGUUAGAGCUCGGAGAUUCAAGGUGCGGGGCACUGCGUUUACUCUUGGCAGCCGAGAGUCGACUACGGAGAAACCCUUCACUCUACCAGUCAUACGUCGAGUUCUUGAACGAUUAUUCUGAACUCGGUCACAUGGAACCGGUGCCAGAAGCAGAAAUUAAGGGCAACGGUUCAUACUACCUGCCACAUCAUGCAGUGGUUAAGACAGCUGAUCCAAGCGGAAAAAUCCGGGUAGUUUUUAACGCUUCCUUUCGAACGAGCACAGGAGCAUCUCUGAAUGAUCUCCUGCUGCCCGGCCCAAAACUUCAAGCAGAACUUUGGUUAAUACUAACUAGUGUGACGUGGUCUUUUUGA
Messenger RNA from Nylanderia fulva, 2376 nucleotides. RefSeq lists its product as uncharacterized. Gene Ontology annotation, molecular function: aspartic-type endopeptidase activity. NCBI's taxonomy places the organism in Eukaryota, Metazoa, Arthropoda, Insecta, Hymenoptera, Formicidae. Gene Ontology annotation, biological process: proteolysis. The record is from RefSeq and is a predicted model, not a curated record.